Pipistrellus nathusii (Nathusius's pipistrelle) is the source of this 477-nucleotide messenger RNA. The record is from the annotation of a GenBank genome assembly. Lineage: Eukaryota; Metazoa; Chordata; Mammalia; Chiroptera; Vespertilionidae.
AUGGACAGGCUGGGCAAUCGGUGUCCUCUGCCAGGCUACCCUCGGCCCUCUGUCCUGUUAUGCCUCCUGAUCCUGACAGCUUCUUUCCUGACUUACCCCAUGCUCAGGACCCUUAGCCUGCAGCUCCAUUCAGCUGUCACUGGCAGUUAUGUCUCCGGCACUUACUCCAUCGUCUUUGUCAACUGUCCCAACGAGCAAAUUGCCAGAGAGAUUGCCAGGGCAAUCCUGGAUAAGAAGCUGGCUGCCUCUGUGAACAUCCUGCCCAAGGCAUCCUCAUUGUACUUUUGGAAUGGAGAAAUAGAAGAAGCCACUGAGAUCCUGUUGUUAAUAAAGACAAAGACUUCCAAGGUCCACAUGCUCUCCAGCUAUGUCAGGCUGGUGCAUCCUUUUGAGAUCCCAGAGAUCUUCAGUCUUCCCAUGGACCAAGGAGAUGUGCACUAUUGGAAGUGGCUGGAGGAGGGCAUGGAGGAGGACUGA